UAAAUGUAGAGUGAGAAAACCUCUGUGAGGUGCCAGUGUCCUCCGUGAAGGAGCAAAGGCGCAGCGAUGGAGCUCUUCUCUGUGUUCGUCUCCGCUGUUUUGGUCUGUGUUGUCAGAGCUGGGAUUCCUCAUGAUGGAAUACACUGGACAUACACAGAGGGAGCUUUGGACCAGAUGCACUGGCCGACUAAGUACCCUUCAUGUGGCGGUAAGAAGCAGUCACCAAUAGACAUCCAGCGGCGAAGCGUGAGACAUAACCCAGACAUGCUGCAGCUGGAGCUUACCGGAUAUGAUGCUCAGAAAGGAACCUUUCAGAUGACCAACAACGGGCACUCCGUUCAAAUCGACCUGCCUCCCACGAUGGUGAUCACCAAGGGCCUCCCGGGAAAAUACACAGCUGUCCAGAUGCACCUGCACUGGGGGGGCUGGGACCUGGAGGCCAGCGGAGCAGAGCACACCAUAGACGGCAUUCGUUACAUGGCCGAGCUCCAUGUUGUCCAUUACAAUUCUGACAAGUACAAGAGCUUUACUGAAGCCAGAGAUAAGCCGGACGGGCUGGCAGUGCUCGCGUUUUUCUACGAUGAUGGGCAUUUUGAGAACACAUACUACAGUGAUUUCAUCUCCAAUCUGGCCAGAAUCAAAUAUGCAGGUCAGUCCAUGCACAUAUCGAACCUCGAUGUGCGCUCCAUGCUCCCCGAGAACCUCAACCAUUUCUUCAGAUACCAGGGCUCCCUCACCACGCCGCCCUGCUAUGAGAGCAUCCUCUGGACUGUGUUUGAUACUCCCAUCACUCUCUCUCAUAACCAGAUCAGGAAACUGGAGAGUACUCUGAUGGACAUGGACAACAAGACCUUGUGGAAUGAUUACCGCAUCGCCCAGCCUCUCAACGACCGUGUGGUGGAGUCAUCUUUCCUGCCACGCCUGGGGAAAGGAACAUUUUGUCGGCAAGAUGAGAUUGAAUCCAGGCUCCUGAAGAUUGAGGGUCUGAUAACGUCUCUUGGAAAGCAUAUGUAUUCAGGUGGACUCCGCAACCAAAGGCCCACCAGAUAUGAACCCCGCGCUCUGUUUCCUCUGGUGCUCAACUUCCAGGAGAAAAAUUCUGGAAGUUAUGCUUUGGCCCGUCUCAGCCAUGCCAUGGAGCUGGACUCAUUCACCGUCUGCAUGCAUGUCCUGCCUCAAGCUGAUGGGGUCAACACUGCCAUCUCCUAUGCCAGUAACGGCAUCGACAAUGAGUUGCUGAUCUCCAUCAGCGAGGACAGAGAUACAAGAGAGGUAGGCCUCUGGAUUGGCAACGAGUUUGUCAACCUGCCCCACAACUUCAAGUCCCAUGACUGGGCCAACUACUGCAUCACCUGGUCGUCUCACACCGGUGGCGCGGAGCUAUGGAUCAACGGUAUGGUAGGGGAGCAGCGGUACCUGAAGAGCGGUUACACAAUCAGCCCUGGAGGUGUGUUCAUCCUGGGCAAAGACCAGGAUGGAAUACUGGGCAUCUCCAACGCAGACGACUUUGUGGGGAAGAUGACUGAUGUCAACGUGUGGGACUAUGUGCUGACAACAGCAGAUAUCCGGGACCAGAUGUCAUGUGAGAGAAACAGCACCACGGUGGGAAAUGUGUUCAGCUGGGGAACCACCAAACUGAGUCUGUACGGAGGGGUGGAGCUGGACAGCCAGUACAGAUGCUCCUGAAGAGGCUCAGCUGCUUCUGUUUCGCAUUAAAACGCUGCAAUAAACCUUAAUAUCACUGCUGAUGGUGGGGAUUUAAAAUGUGUGACAUAUGUGAUGAUGGGUAAAAUGUCUUUCAGGCACCUGUAAGUCAAUCUUAAAUACAAACUGUAUCGUAUAGCUUCAGCCAUGUAUUGCAUUCAUACCUUUGCAUCAUCAAUAAAGGCUUACAAGUGA
This is a messenger RNA of Epinephelus lanceolatus (giant grouper), 1899 nucleotides long. RefSeq names its product carbonic anhydrase VI (gene ca6). Gene Ontology annotation, molecular function: zinc ion binding; carbonate dehydratase activity. NCBI's taxonomy places the organism in Eukaryota, Metazoa, Chordata, Actinopteri, Perciformes, Serranidae. The record is from RefSeq and is a predicted model, not a curated record.